Molecule: messenger RNA, 1198 nt
Organism: Coccinella septempunctata (seven-spotted ladybird)
Lineage: Eukaryota; Metazoa; Arthropoda; Insecta; Coleoptera; Coccinellidae
Exons: 1
Coding region: 416-1198 (260 amino acids)
Source: RefSeq, a predicted model, not a curated record
GAAGGGUCGCGGGGAAGAACGAUCAAUGUCAAUUUUGUGACAAAAUGAGAUUGUCAUGCCAUCUAGUAGCUUGUUCCAGUACCAAUCGCAACGUGAAUCGAAACCGGGAAAAAAGAUCAUACUAUUGGAGAAAAUGAAGGAAGAAAAAACCCUGCGACGGCAAAGAAAGAUCAUUGUCCGCGCGGUGACUGGGAAAAGGGAUCAACGUCAAAGUUUAAAGUCCACUCUGUUCCUUUCCACCGCGGUCAUUUCAUUGUUUUGUUUCGUGCUGAUAAACAUUUUUGUUGCGUAGUUCCUCAAUAAACGUUAUUUUGCAUACGAAAUGGAUGAUUUUAGUGAAGUUGAGUGUAGUGACAGUAGUGAGGGUAGGGUCGUGAAUACUGCUGGUACUAAAAAACGAAAAAUUACCUGAAGAAUGAGUGAGGUGAUGAAAAAAAUUAAAGCUUGUUCCUACGAAAUGGGUGACGACUGCCGAUGUAAGAGGUACAAGUGUUUUGAAUCUGUUUCCCUGGAAGAAAGAAAACGAAUCUUGAAGGAUUUUAAUAAUUUAUGUGAUUACAACCGUCAAAAUGAAUAUUUAGGGGGUUUGAUAACGAUUGUCCCUGUCAAGCAACGGAGAAAUACCAAAGACGACGAUGAGGCAAACUUUCAUACUGCCUCCUACACCUAUCGUGUUCGAUGUUACGUUGAAGGUAAGCUGCAAGAUGUUCACGUUUGCUACAAAGCAUUUUUAGCUAUACACGGCAUCUCUAACCGACGUGUACAAACAUUGAAACGGAAAUUGACUUUUUCUGGUGUUGUUGGUGACGAUAAAAGAGGCAAACAUGAUAACCGACCUCAUAAAUUGAGUGUCGAAACCAAAACUGAAGUUUUUGACUACAUAAAGGCUUUAAAAGGACGAAAAUCCCACUACUCACCUAAAGACAGUUCAAAAGUAUACCUUCCUGAAGAAUUGAACAUUAAAAAACUACACAGAAUGUAUAUUUAUUAUAUUAUGAGCGAGAAUCCUGAUAACCUUGUUGGUUAUACAACAUUUCGUGAAAUUUUUGAGCAAAAUUUCAACAUAUCGUUUGGCUACCCUCGCAAAGACACGUGUAGCACAUGCGACCUACAGAAGUCAGAAAUAAGCCUCCUUGAACGCCAAAUUGCCACUUGCACUGAAAUUGAAACAAUCAUGAGACUGAAGAAAAGGAGCUGA